AUGUUCCGCGAAGCUGAGGAAGAGGGUCAGGAGGUGGAUUUUACUUAUGCACACAUUAUUGACUUCCUCAAACUGAAUCCCAUCUGGAAAGGCACAGUGCGAAUCAACGAGACUGGAUGCGGUUUAAAUGAGCCGUCAUGCCUAUCAUCGUUCCUUUUCACCACAGGAUUUACGACGCUGUCGAGCUAUAAGGAGAUGUUCCCACUCAUUCAAGAAUGGCGUGCGAUUGGCAGAAGACAUCGCGAUCUUGGAGUAUACGCUUAUUCGGAGAGAAGCACGUACGCCGACCAGAGCGAUGCUCUUGGUGACGUCAUCUGGCAAACACUUUAUUCGGAAGUGAUUUGUAUGGGUCUCGCCUUCCUUGUUUUCAUACCAGAUCUCGUGUCUAUCCUUGCAGGCAUGCUCAGUCUACUAAGCGUAAAUCUUGGGACGCCUCGUGAGAAACUGGAAGAUGCUUAUUUGAACAUCGGAUGGCCAACGAUGCAAGGUGGACUGAGCACAUUAUUUGCGAUGUUGCCAAUUUUAAUAAAGCCGAGCUACCUUGGGCUUGUAUUCUUAAAGCUCAUAAAACAGUAUACACUAUUCUGGGUUAUUCAAGACGUAAUAGAACCAUCACGAAAACCAGGCGUCAGAGAGAUAACUGUAACAGUUGGACAAGACUAG
Cooperia oncophora is the source of this 663-nucleotide messenger RNA. NCBI's taxonomy places the organism in Eukaryota, Metazoa, Nematoda, Chromadorea, Rhabditida, Trichostrongylidae. The record is from the annotation of a GenBank genome assembly.